Opisthorchis viverrini is the source of this 405-nucleotide messenger RNA. RefSeq lists its product as hypothetical. Bases 1 to 405 code for a protein of 134 amino acids. The transcript has 5 exons. NCBI's taxonomy places the organism in Eukaryota, Metazoa, Platyhelminthes, Trematoda, Opisthorchiida, Opisthorchiidae. The record is from RefSeq and is a predicted model, not a curated record.
AUGAGCUUUAAACAGCAGUAUGUAGGCAAACAAGGCUGUCGAUCAAAAAACUGUCCAGCAAUGCGCACGUAUGAUCAAAAGUCCUUAAUACAUAGUCUGGCUUUACCUACACGAGAUAUUCAUGAAUAUCUCGUCAUGACGAAAGUACCUCCGGGUGUUGAAACGGACGUCUGGGUAAUCACUGUUUCCACCUCGACUGUCAAUCAGAGAAUGCGGUCGCCACCCUGCAUACCAUGUGAAGUAACACCAAGUCAGUUGAAAUGUGGAGCGGCAAUACAAACGGUACAAACUGUUCCAGUUUGUCAGUCGGGAUUCUAUCGUGGCAAAAUGACAAUCUAUGCGGAAGAUGCGUCGAAGCGGCAGCCAGAAGAUUUGGUUCAUCUAGAUGAUCCAUAUGCUCAGUAG